AUGGCUUCCCAAAGCCUCCGUCUCCGCCUCCCAACCACAAACCCCACCUCCUCCUCACCACCAAUCCCAUCAUUCCACGUGUCCCUCCCCACCCUCCCACCACCUCCCAGGCCUCGCCGCCGCCUGUCGCUCUCUCCCUCCACCUCCAGCGCUGUUGUCGAAAUCUCUAGACUCUUCCUCACUAAACUCCAACAAAAUUUUCUCCCCAAUGCCGAAGAGGUCGCCGCAAUCAAGAGCCUCCGGGACACAGCGGUAUGCGCGGCGGCGCCACUGUUCUUUGCUGCGAUGCGGGACCGGCCGAGAGGGUACUUGAACACGCCGCUGACGGUGGUGGCGGCGGGAAUGGCGAAAUGGCUGGAUAUAUACAGCGGAGUGUUGAUGGUGAGGGUGAUGCUGAGUUGGUUUCCAAAUAUUCCGUGGGAGCGGCAGCCAUUGUCGGCGAUCAGAGAUCUGUGCGACCCGUAUUUGAAUCUGUUCAGAAAUAUUAUUCCCCCGGUGUUUGAUGCUUUGGAUUUAAGCCCGCUGUUGGCAUUCUCGGUGUUGGGUGUGCUGGGUUCCAUUCUGAAUAACAGCAUGGGAAUGUACUGA
This is a messenger RNA of Vitis vinifera (wine grape), 588 nucleotides long. Its product is annotated as ylmG homolog protein 1-2, chloroplastic. Bases 1 to 588 code for a protein of 195 amino acids. Lineage: Eukaryota; Viridiplantae; Streptophyta; Magnoliopsida; Vitales; Vitaceae. Gene Ontology annotation, biological process: chloroplast fission. The transcript has a single exon. The record is from RefSeq and is a predicted model, not a curated record. Gene Ontology annotation, cellular component: membrane.